Messenger RNA from Doryrhamphus excisus (bluestripe pipefish), 3925 nucleotides. Its product is annotated as m-AAA protease-interacting protein 1, mitochondrial. Gene Ontology annotation, cellular component: mitochondrial inner membrane. Gene Ontology annotation, biological process: protein insertion into mitochondrial inner membrane from matrix. NCBI's taxonomy places the organism in Eukaryota, Metazoa, Chordata, Actinopteri, Syngnathiformes, Syngnathidae. The record is from RefSeq and is a predicted model, not a curated record. Gene Ontology annotation, molecular function: ribosome binding.
UCUGUGUGAUGUUGUCCAAGGUGGAUGUAAACACCGGCAUCUGGGCCUCCUGCUAGCUGGUCCGACGCCGCGUCCCCCCCCCCGCCGUCAUGCUGCGCAGCAGCCGCCUCGCAGCCUACCUGGAGCUCACGGCCUGCUCAGCCAGUAUCCGCGUCUGUAGGAGCGGGCUUUAUCAACCCGGGGUCACGAGGUUGUGCCGGUGGGCAUCCUGCCGGCGAGAGCUGGUAGCGCACGCCGGGAAGAGGGUCGUAUUCUGGGGUCAGAAUCAGCGAAUGUUCUGCUCGCAAGUGGGAGCUGAGGACCCGGGAGGAGAGAGCCCCGGUCGGCAGCCAGACAUUUCGGUUGUCGGAAUCCCGGACCCGCUCACUUGGAUCCGGUGUAAAGUAAUAUUCUUCUUCAUUGAGCUCUACUUCGACCUGGACGUCAACUCCAAGGACUUUGAAAGAGGAGUGAAGCAGGCAGUGGUCCACAUAUCCAGCUUGAUGUCCAAAGGCAAAUACUUUCAACUGAAUGGGGUUGUGUCCACUGAGAUGAUCAGGUACAUUGAGGAGAAGUGCCAGCCUCUCUCAGAGUGUCAGAGGCAACAUCUCUCCAUCCGCUUGGAAGAUAUUUUGUUUGUCCACCCAGAAGACAUAUCUGUGGUAUUUGAUGCUCAUGGUAGAAAGUUCUGCAACGUCGUAAUGAGACUUUGGCACCUGUCCUCACAUGAAGGCCCUGAUGACCCUGAAGGCAGCAGAAUAUUUGAAGUGUCCCCAAGCAGAGAUGGCGUCCCACAGAAGAAAAUAGCAACAGCCGUCUAUGAGUUCCAUCAGGAGUUAACAGGCAACGCAUCUUCGGACUGGACCGUAACCACAGUUUGGCACUGGACCUGGAACUCAAGUCAAUCUGAGUAACGGAAUAUUAUCAAACUAAAAGCAGGCAGAGGACUCGAAACCUGGACCCAAAACCACAUAAUCCUCUGGUAGGACUUUAAAACAGGUGUGUCCAAGGAGAGACUAUUUUCGUGCCUUAGUUUGUUUUUAUUGGCCAUACAUACAUAUGCAGUGGUGGGACAACAAUUAACACAAACAAUUUAAACACAUUUAAAUAUUAGUCAAUGACAACACAACUGAACACAAUAUGCUGCUUUUAAUUAAACUAGCAGCAAUGACUCAUCCAAGAGGUCACAAAAGACCCCACAACAACAUCCAAAGAACUGCAGGCUUCACUUGUCUUAGUUAAGGUCAGUCUUCAUGACCCCACCACAGAAAGGACACUGGACCAAAACCACUGCUGACAAGUUGAAGUUUUUGGAAAGAGUACAUCUGGCGUAAAAGUAACGUCGCAUUUCAGAAAAAGAACAUCAUAGCAACAGUAAAAUAUGGUGGUGGUAGUGUGAUGGUUUGUGGCUGUUUAGCUGCUUCAGGACCUGGAAGACUUGCUAUGGUAAAUGGAACCAUGAAUUCAGCUGUCUACCGAAAAAUCCUGAAGGAGAAUGUCUGGCCAUCUGUUCGUGACCUCAAGCUGAAACCAACAAUGAUCCAAAACUCACCAGCAUGUCUACCUCUGAAUGGCUGAAGAAAAACCAAAUGAAGAUUUUGGAGUGGUCUAGUCAAAGUCCUGACCAGAAUCCUAUUGAGAUGUUGUAGCAUGACCCUAAAAAGAUGCUUCAUGCUGGAAAACCCUCCAGUAUGACUGAAUUACAAUUCUGCAAGAAAAAUGCCUCCACAGCGCUGUAAGAGACUCAUUCCAAGUUAUCGCUAACACUUGAUUGCAGUUGCUGCUGCUAAGGGUGACCCAACCAGAUAUUUGCAUUAGGGAGCAAAAGUAAAAUCAGGAGGAGAGUAAACACGUUUUCUACUCCCGUCAACAACAGCGAGAACACUUACAUUGUCUGGUCUCGUUGGGGUGGCUGUGUCUUCCAGCACAAGACGUGUGCUCCAGUCCUCAGGUAAAAACUGCUGACGGCAAACGAGCAUUUUCUUGAGUCUUUGUAGCGAAACAGAGAGCUUGGUAUCCACUCUUCCAUCUGUAAGCGAAGCUGACACAAACCGCUCGCUUGUGUUAGUCCGCCGGAUAUCAUUUUUCGUGUUAGCUGCCACAAUAACAAUAUCACUGUAGCUUGGUUAAUAUAGAAGUCCGUUAUGUAAAUGUAACACUGUUGCCAUUUUUUGAGUUUUUUGUGUGAGGGCUUUUGUGUCAAAAUACGUAUUUCCCAUCAUGUGCAUUGUUAGCUAGCUCAUAUUAACUUUUUUUUUCUUGAAAUAAAACAAAUACUUUAUGUGAUCAUGUUUCACAUAAGGAUUGUGAACGUUGGGCAAUAUUCCCCAAAAAGUGCAGUUCCCCUUUAAGGCUCUUCUUUGUCUGUUUAUUUUUUUCAAGCAAGGCGGAGCCGGCCUGGGGGUGCUUUUAGAUGGAGGAGGGGCCCACAGCAGCACCCAGUUCUCCUUGAGAACAUAUACAAUAUAUAUAUUGUAUACAUAUAUACAUACAUUGUAUAUUGUAUACAUACAAUAUACAAUACAUGCUUCUGUUGCCAAAAGUCUCAACUAGUUUUGAAAAAGAGUACUGGUAUUCACUGGUGGACAAUGUGCGUUAUACUGAGUUUAUUAGCGAGGGCGGACAGGUAGUGCCAUAUUUAUUUGUGUUAGCCCGCCCUACAUAGAUGAAUGUAUGCUGCUUGAAAAUGUAGAGACUUGUUAUUUCGAGUCUGAACGGCUUGUUGCCUGCUUUAACAUGUUGGACCGUGACACAUUUGUGUUGUAAGAAGAACACAACAAGAAAGUGCACAAGAAUGUAGUCAUAGGAAAAAGUGUCAGACAUGUCAGCAACAUGAAAGCGACGUGUCGACUCAUUCUGUCAACACUCUUGAGUCGCUUAUGUUGACAAUCAAGAGCGUUGAAAUUCACGCGUGACAGGAUUAAUUCUUAUUUUCUUUGUGUGUGUGUGCUCCAGUGGCAUCCUAAUGAGAUUACUUGUAGCGCCGUUAGCUUAGCAACACGAUGAUGGACGUUAAAGAAUUUGUCACCCCGCUGCGUCGUUCCCUUUUAAAGACUAAGAACACAAAGAAUACGCCGACAUCUCCUCUUAUUUUAUUUAUUAUUAUCAUUAUUAGUUGCUAAACUGCGUGCGUGAGUCAAGGCCGCCUGCCAAAACCCUUCAUUAUUCCACUUAGCGAAACUGAUGGCAGCUUCAAGGAGCCAUAAAUGAAUUGUUUUGUCUCUUUAAUACAAUUACAGCUCAGACUGCUUCGAAAUCCAACCUGAUAUUGUCACAGAACAGAUGUGAAAUUAUCACUUUGCUUGCAUUUCCAGGACAAAUAAAGGUUUAGCAAUUUUUAAAAUGAUUUUAUGGAAACAUCAUGACACAUAAAUAUGUCACAUUUAGUAACAAAAUAAACUUUUCCACUCAAACAUUGCCUGAUAGGCAGUAAAAACAAAAUGUUCUGGUUAUAAAGCUUUUAUCUCCUUUAGGACCCUUCGGAAAGCCUCGACACAGACGUCCCCCUCGGGAUGCUUGGCUGACGCCAGCUUCCAGGCCUCCCCAAACGUCUCCUCGGAAAUGUUCACACCCACAUUCCUGAAGAUCUCUGCAAUCUGUGAAUGGCAGGGUGGAAACUUAGAAACCAAAACCUCUUUAAGCGAAACAAAAUUACACCAGAACUGUGUCAGUUCUUUUUGCAUUGCAUCAUUUUUGCUAUAAGUAUUAAAACUACAGAAAAAGACAACUAGUUAGGCGCACACGGCAAAAGAAUAUGUAGCCAUGCGACCAUACUGUGGGGAUAAUUGUCACUUUUGAUCUUAUUUUCAGUUCAACUUUUCAUUAUGUGAGGCAGACUCUGAAAUAAUAGUUUCACAAAUGAAAGUGUAGAACUAGCCGCUACAAGUGAACGGAUAACUUUUGCUGUUAUAGGCAUUUAACUGCUGAGUUAGUUUAUCCGUAGUUG